AAGGAACGAAAUAAAAAUGGUCUUUAUGGACAAGAAAAGUACCAUGAGACAGACAUACACCAUCAAUAAUUAUAUUUCUUUGCAUUUAGAUCAGUUUACAGGUCAAUCCUGAGGAUCUAAAUUUAGGCAUUGACUGUGACAGCUGCGGCACCGCCCCCUCGGGCGCGCGACCACAGGAUCCGUGCGGACACGUAAACUCCGGAGUGGGAACAAAACUUUAAACAUUUCGUAAUUGUUUUGAUGAAUUCACUUUGUUGACUUUACAUCCAGAAUCUGCGACGUUGAAUUAAUGCCACAGAAACCAUCAUGACGCGAGAAGAAGACCUGGUUCGCAUUGCAAAGAAACUGGACAAAAUGGUGUCUAGAAAUAACAUGGAUGGUGCUCUGGACCUGCUGAGGGAACUAAAGGAGUUCAACAUGACUUUAAAGCUGCUGCAGAACACACGGAUCGGAAUGUCCGUUAACGGAAUUCGGAAGCACUGCACUGAUGAGCAAGCGGUCAGCCUCGCCAAGAUCCUUAUCAAGAACUGGAAAAGGCUUCUGGAAUCCCCCCAGGCCCACAAGGAGGAGAAGCUACAUGACAGGAACAAUGGGGUCGACUCCAGUUCCCUGCCACCCAGUGGGAAUGACUGCACACCUGCUAAAACCAUGCCAGAGAAAGAGAGGAUUCCUGUUAAAACCAUGCCAGAGAAAGAGAGAAUUCCCUCCAAAACAAUGGAAGAAAAGGAACGAGUGCCCAGCAGGAGGUGGUCUAGUGACCCCACAGAGCCUCACAGGAAGCUCUCCGGGGAUCACAGGAAACAGAGACACUCGGGCGAGCAGAAGAGAGAGCGAGAGAAGAAAGAAAGAGAGAGGAAAGAGGCUCCCGACCCCAAUGUUCUUUGCCAUCCUCUUCCUCUUCACCUUCAUCCUCCUCCCUCUCCCAAGCGUCCAGCAGCCGAACUGAAGAAAGAGAGGAAAGAGGCUCCCGACCCCAAUGCUCUCUGCCCUCCUCUUCCUCUUCACCUUCAUCCUCCUCCCCCUCCCAAGCGUCCGGCAGCCGAACUGAAGAAAGAGAGGAAAGAGGCUCCCGACCCCAAUGCUCUCUGCCCUCCUCUUCCUCUUCACCUUCAUCCUCCUCCCCCUCCCAAGCGCCCAGCAGCCGAACUGAAGAAAGAGAGGAAAGAGGCUCCCGACCCCAAUGCUCUCUGCCCUCCUCUUCCUCUUCACCUUCAUCCUCCUCCCCCUCCCAAGCGCCCAGCAGCCGAACUGAAGAAAGAGAGGAAAGAGGCUCCCGACCCCAAUGCUCUCUGCCCUCCUCUUCCUCUUCACCUUCAUCCUCCUCCCCCUCCCAAGCGCCCAGCAGCCGAACUGAAGAAAGAGAGGACAGGGAAAGAGGCUCCCGACCCCAAUGCUCUCUGCCCUCCUCUUCCUCUUCGCCUUCAUCCUCCUCCCCUUCCCAAGCGCCCAGCAGCCGAACUGAAGAAAGAGAGGAAAGAGGCUCCCGACCCCAAUGCUCUCUGCCCUCCUCUUCCUCUUCACCUUCAUCCUCCUCCCCUUCCCAAGCGCCCAGCAGCCGAACUGAAGAAAGAGAGGUCAGGGAAAGAGGCUCCCGACCCCAAUGCUCUCUGCCCUCCUCUUCCUCUUCACCUUCAUCCUCCUCCCCUUCCCAAGCGCCCAGCAGCCGAACUGAAGAAAGAGAGGUCAGGGAAAGAGGCUCCCGACCCCAAUGCUCUCUGCCCUCCUCUUCCUCUUCACCUUCAUCCUCCUCCCCCUCCCAAGCGCCCAGCAGCUGAACUGAAGAAAGAGAGGACAGGGAAGGAGGCUCCUGAUUCAACUGGUCCUCUUCCUCAACACCAUCAUCCUCCUCCCCCUCCCAGGCACUCAGACCUGCAGAAGGAGAGGAAAAACUCUACCGACGGAAAGCCAGCAAAACGUCUCUCAGUGGAAAACAAAAAGGACAGAAAAGACUCCUCAGAUUUCAAGGCACUACUACAUAAAAGACCCUCUCAUGAUGGCAGGAAAGACAGAAAAGACUCAUCUGACUCCAGGCCCAGCCUCAUUACGAAGAGGCUUUCAAGCGAUGGAAAAUCUGACCGGAAGGACUCUGACCUGAAGCCUGCAUGCUCACCUCCCGCCAAGAAGCUCUGUGGAGACAGGAGGGAUUCGUUGGGUUCCAAAUCUCCCCACUCUGGGCCCCUGCAGAGAAAGCCAUCUGACAGCAGUGUGAGUGUUAAGGGGAAAGCUGACCCCCCAAAGACGCCCACCUCCCCCACCUCCCCCCUCACCCCGCCAUUCAGCCCUGUGGGGGGGGCCCUGCCCCCCCACCUGCUAACGGGGGACUCCAUCCGGGACAAAUGCAUCGAGAUGCUGUCUGCUGCCCUGCGCACAGAUGAUGACUACAAAGUUUUUGGCACAAACUGCGACUCCAUGGGAGCAGAGAUUGAAGAUUAUAUCUACCAGGAGGUCAGAGCCACGGAUCUGAAGUAUAAGAACAGGGUUCGGAGCCGCAUCAGUAACCUGAAGGACCCCAAGAAUCCGGGCCUCAGGAAGAACGUGCUGGCCGGGGCCAUCGAGCUCCAGCGCAUUGCCAGCAUGACCGCAGAGGAGAUGGCCAGUGAUGAGCUGAAGCAGCUGCGGAACACCAUGACCCAGGAAGCGAUCCGAGAGCACCAGAUGGCCAAAACUGGCGGAACCACCACCGACUUGCUGCAGUGCGGCAAAUGCAGGAAGAAAAACUGCACCUAUAACCAGGUGCAGACCCGCAGUGCUGAUGAGCCCAUGACCACCUUUGUGUUGUGCAACGAGUGUGGAAACCGCUGGAAGUUCUGCUGAUGGAAAAACGCCAAUGGGCAGAUAACGCUGAGCUCCAGCCAGAUCACACACAUCCAUUUUCACACAGAAUAAUUAUUUGUAUCAGGGAGAAGAAUAAAUGUGGAAAUGAGUGGUAGUAUAGAUUUAAGGACCAUUCCAUGCAUGCUCCAGAAGGUUGCACCACAGCCCCACUCUUUUUCUGUGUAUGAGAUGUAAAAUUCUUCCAUACUCCAUUUAGUUUUCCUGGAAGAGCCAUUUAAAGCUUCUCGGGUGUCACAAAAAAAAAAAAAAGAAAAACACUUUGUGGUGCAAAAUGUGAUUUUUGAGGUCCGUUAUUUUGUAAAGAAAAGCCGUAAAUCUUUGUAAAUGUGCAUGUAGGGAUAAUUGUGUAUGUAGUGUCCACAGUUGCUAUACUGGUAACUGCAAUUGGACUCUUCCAUUUUAGAUAAUAGGGGUGUUACAGGUAUUUAAAGAUGUAUGAAGUUAGUAUAGUUGUAUAAACAAAACCCUCUUAGUACCAAAGUUAAAUCUUUCUGGAUUCAGGACUUGUACAUGGUCCCAUGGGUCACACUCAGCCACUGUUAUUGGUCAUAUGUUUAUCUUCACACACUGAGUGCUCUAAGAUGACUCUCGUUUACGAAUAAAUUAAAACUUAAAAUAAAAAAGACUUUAAAGUUAUCAGUGUUCAGAAUUGUUCCCCAGUGAAAUAAAGUGCAUUUUAGGGUCAAAUGUCUCCUAAACAAAAUUAGACGCAUGUUGUCCGAGGCCAGAUAUGAAUUCUACAUACAAAAUUUUUAAUUACCAAAUAUUUAGGGCUUUGCCUAACCAGGUUACGAACUUCACUAUAAAAAUCUGAACUUAUAAAAAUCAUGCCAUGAUGCGUUUUUCAUUGUGUCACCCAGCAAAUGUUCAAAUGGAAAAACAAAGAGUCUGAACCUCCUGGAGUCGGCAUGAAAUGGCCUCAUAACAAUUGUAGAAUUUGUAAUUUAUCCUGGAUGCAGUGGAGCCUCCAGCAGGGAUGUAUGCUGAAAGGGUGUGAGUCUACAGGGAGGGUCACAGUUAGGGUUAGGGGCUAGGGGUUAGGAGUUAGUGCAGUGUUUCCCAACUCCAGUCCUUGGGACCAACAUGCCAGAAGGUUUUUGUUGUAACCAGUAACUCACACACCUGAUUUAAUGAUUGAACCAAUCAAACCACAAAAAUGCCCUUGAUUAGUUAA
Conger conger (European conger) is the source of this 4009-nucleotide messenger RNA. It is a transcript of the gene tcea3, whose product is annotated as transcription elongation factor A (SII), 3. The coding region runs from base 307 to 2814 and encodes 835 amino acids. Gene Ontology annotation, molecular function: zinc ion binding; nucleic acid binding. Gene Ontology annotation, cellular component: nucleus. The record is from RefSeq and is a predicted model, not a curated record. Gene Ontology annotation, biological process: DNA-templated transcription; transcription elongation by RNA polymerase II. Lineage: Eukaryota; Metazoa; Chordata; Actinopteri; Anguilliformes; Congridae. The transcript has 26 exons.